GUAGUGGAUGAUAAUAGAUGUAGUAUCAUCAAGCUCAACCGUUGGGUUUUCCUAAACACUCGAAUAUUCAGUCUGCUGACCAAUUACAGACCGCUAUUUUUGCUAAUACCUGACCUCUUUCUAUAUUUCUGCUGUAGGUUCAGCGAUUCACUUCCUAAUAAUUAUCAUGUCUGGAUUCGUCGAACGCGUUUCUCAGUAUCAGGUAGUGGAGGAAGGAUGCAAAGCUGCCAGUGCGGCCUAUCAGAAUAUCAAGAGUAAUGAACAUCUGGGAACAAUUUUUGCCAAAGUCGAAUCCGCAGCAACCUCUCUAGCCGCUAUAAUGAAGCCCGUUUUGGAUAGCCGAUCCGAGUUAUCCCAGAAGCUCCCAACUGCUACUAUUGCAAGCACUUUGAGUCAGGUUAUAUCUGUCCUGACUUUUGCCUGUGAUACCGCCAAAUCUGUGAGCUUUCCGAUCAUUUUGCAUGGUCUGGACACCAUCAGGGAACAAACGGACAAGCUAGACAAACAACUGAAAGAGAAAGGCACACUCAAUUGGCUAGAUUUACAAAAUGUUCUCCAAGGAUUGGACAAACUACGGACCUAUUUGGAGGAACAGCCGAAACUCGAACAACUUGAGCUCCAGGAAAUACCGUCGCAUAGUACUGAUCCCAUUGCUGGCGCUCCAUGUACUGCUAAAGUACCGGAUAUUGUUAUGGCUACCGGAGACAUGAAUGCAUAUUUAGGAAGACUUAGCGUUGCGGUGGCUCAACUGGGUGGUCGUCUUUAA
Opisthorchis viverrini is the source of this 766-nucleotide messenger RNA. RefSeq lists its product as hypothetical. Bases 167 to 766 code for a protein of 199 amino acids. NCBI's taxonomy places the organism in Eukaryota, Metazoa, Platyhelminthes, Trematoda, Opisthorchiida, Opisthorchiidae. The record is from RefSeq and is a predicted model, not a curated record. The transcript has 4 exons.